This is a messenger RNA of Triticum turgidum subsp. durum (durum wheat), 225 nucleotides long. The record is from the annotation of a GenBank genome assembly. NCBI's taxonomy places the organism in Eukaryota, Viridiplantae, Streptophyta, Magnoliopsida, Poales, Poaceae.
AUGAUAACUCAAGGUUGGGCAGCGGCGGCUGUGGUAGCAAACGGUGGUGGCGGCAGAAGGGGAGAUGAGAAGAAGGCGGCUCCAGGGUGUGACGUGGAGGCACUGCGCAAGUGCCUGGAAGAGAACAAGGGUGAUCGCAUCAAGUGCCAGGCCCACAUCGAUGCCUUCCGAUCCUCAUGUUCUGUCAGCCCCACCACCACCUCCGACCAACGUCCCAGCGAAUGA